UCCCCUCAGCCAGUAAUGAGCGUCUCUGCUCUGCCUUUGAACUCCGGCGCUCCAGAGCCGCGGCUGCACGCGCCCUAUAAAUAAAGUUAAGGGCCAAGUAGAGGGCGAGCACUGAGCUUGCCUGAGAGAAAGAAGGCAGGCAGGGACGAGGGUUUCCCGCUCUUUCUCCCUUCGCGCUUGCAGCGGUCUCCGCGCUGGCCACCUCCUCUCGGAGCCAUGGCGUGCGUGGACAGAUGCCGCUGCUGCACGGACAACCGAAGGCAGAGCAGCAUCCUCUACAACAUCCUGAAGAGCGAAGAGCAGCGGCAGCAGCAGCAGCAGCAGGCGGGCACCGAGCAGCCGGCCGCACAGCCUAGGCAGGGAGGGCACGCGACAGGGCUGGGCUGCUCGUGCGGCUCGCAGAGGCGAGUGGCUCUGAAGAGCCCGCAGGUGGCGUGCAAGGCGGCUUCGGCCGUGCUGGUGAAGACGCUGCGCUUCGUCAAGAACGUGCCCUGCUUCCAGGAGCUGCCCCUGGACGAGCAGCUGGUGCUGGUGCGCAGCUGCUGGGCUCCGCUGCUCGUGCUGGGGCUGGCCCAGGACCGCGUGCAUUUCGAGACGGUGGAGACCACGGAGCCGAGCAUGCUGCACAGGAUACUGACCAACAAGCGGCACGAGCAGGAAGAAGCGGACGAGCGCGAGCAGCUCCUGCUGCUGCACAAGACCCAAGAGCAGCUGGAGCUGACCUGCGCAGGCAGCGGCACCACCGGCAGCGCCCCGUCGGCGGGCGAGAUCCAAGCCAUCAAAGGCUUCCUGGCCAGGUGCUGGAGCUUGGACAUCAGCACUAAGGAGUACGCCUAUCUCAAGGGAACGGUGCUCUUCAAUCCGGAUUUGCCAGGGCUGCACUGUGUGCAGUAUAUCCAUGGACUGCAGCAAGAAGCACAACAAGCCCUAAAUGAACAUGUCAGACUGAUCCACAGAGGGGACCAGGCCAGAUUUGCCAAACUGAAUGUGGCUCUGUCCAUGCUCAGGUCCAUUAAUGCCAAUGUUAUUGCUGAACUUUUCUUUAGGCCCAUCAUUGGAACAGUGAAUAUGGACGACAUGCUGAUGGAGAUGCUUUGUGCCAAAUUAUGAAGUUGUGUACAAGCAUUAUAUGAAAAGUCCUACAGCAGAAUAGUGUAAAGUAUUGUAAAAUAAACUAACUUAUUAUUUUUA
Molecule: messenger RNA, 1191 nt
Organism: Hemicordylus capensis (graceful crag lizard)
Lineage: Eukaryota; Metazoa; Chordata; Lepidosauria; Squamata; Cordylidae
Gene: NR0B1
Product: nuclear receptor subfamily 0 group B member 1
Exons: 2
Coding region: 217-1110 (297 amino acids)
Biological process (GO): negative regulation of transcription by RNA polymerase II
Cellular component (GO): cytoplasm; nucleus
Molecular function (GO): transcription factor binding; transcription corepressor activity
Source: RefSeq, a predicted model, not a curated record